Molecule: messenger RNA, 3619 nt
Organism: Solea solea (common sole)
Lineage: Eukaryota; Metazoa; Chordata; Actinopteri; Pleuronectiformes; Soleidae
Gene: ppp1r14bb
Product: protein phosphatase 1, regulatory (inhibitor) subunit 14Bb
Exons: 4
Coding region: 428-808 (126 amino acids)
Biological process (GO): regulation of phosphorylation; innate immune response
Cellular component (GO): cytoplasm
Molecular function (GO): protein serine/threonine phosphatase inhibitor activity
Source: RefSeq, a predicted model, not a curated record
AGAGAGAGAGGGAGAGCGAGAGAGAGAGGUGUGCUUUCUCUUUGUACUGACUGAAGAGUUGAGGUCGUCGCUGCUGCCUCGUCUCUUUUAUGUAAGCAGAGUUUACACGCGGCUGUAAAUAGCACAAUAAGCCGGUCGCACUUUUCGUUUCGCCGUUACUUGUCUCUCGCUUCUGUGUUGUUCUGUGCUAGUUUUUUUGAGAACCGUCUGACCAACAAAGCGUGAGGUCCAGGCUGUGGUGCUUCUCCUUCUUCCCCCUCUGUGGAUUUUUACCCUCACACAUCCAACACCAGUCGUGGUUUUUCCCCUCAGUUUUUUCCAGUCGCUGCGUUUUCUCGCCUCGUUCUCCUUCUUUCAACACUUCCACACCUCCGGGUUUUCCUCCCCUCCCUCCCCACUUCGACCCCCCCUCAAAAACCGAGCGACCAUGGCUGCUGUAACGAGCCCGGAGACGAGCCCUCCACCCCGGGUUUAUUUCCAGACGCCGGAUGCUUCCGAACCGGAGACGCCGGUUCGGAAGCAGGGACGUGUUACGGUCAAAUACGACCGCAAGGAGCUGAGGAAGAGACUGAACCUGGAGGAGUGGAUUAUCGACCAGCUAACGGACCUGUACGACUGUGAGGAGGAGGCCAUCCCAGAACUGGAGAUAGACGUGGACGAGCUGCUGGAUAUGCCCAGUGAUGUUGAACGAGCAGCCAGGGUCAAGGACUUGCUGGUUGACUGUUAUAAACCUACUGAGGUCUUCGUCUCCGAGCUCCUGGACAAGAUCCGAGGGAUGCAGAAGCUCUCCACGCCUCAGAAGAAAUGAUGGCAUCCCUCCUCCUACUCUGCCUCCUCCCUACAUCCUCCCGCCCUCACCGCUCAUCUCUUCUGUCGCUCCCCUUUCUUUUUGUCUUCUGUUUCAGUACCUUCCUUUUUUCCUCUCUUCAUCCCUCCCUUUUCUCAAGUUGCCUGGAUCCAGUCCCAUAAAUCACUUCCAUUUUAAAGAAUUAAUAAGUGAUUAAGAGUUUCAAUGGCACUUCUUAACACCAGGCACUCUCCUUCCUUCCUUCCUUCCUCCCUCCAUCCUUUAUUUGGCUUCACUCCUCUCCUCUCGUCCAGCUCUUCCUUCUUUCCACCCUCCGCUGCGCUACUCUCCAUCCUCCAUCUGUCUGAGGAGGAAGAGGAGGGGAGUUGCGAUGAGACGCAUCCCAUAAUUACUGGGAGCGGAGCAGCUCAGAGUAGGAUGAAUCAGAGUAGCCAAGAAAAGAGUGGAUGGGUGAACGAUGAUGGAGGGAACAGCAGCCUAUCACUGCUUAUAUUCCCCUUUUAUGUUAUUUGUGAGGGAAACUGUAUCUGAUCCAGCUCCCAAACGUCCUCCUUCUGCCAUUUCCCUCUCCAUUUUGAGGGCACGGGGGGAAUACUCACUUGAAUUUAGUCUUUACGUGAAUCACUUUUUUGGGGGGUCAGUGAGCAGAUAUCUUCACCUUAAUCAAAGGCAUUUGCUACAGUGGUGCAUUGAAACGAAGUGUCUGUUGGAAAAACAAGCUGCACUAUGUAAUUGUGGGAGGAAAUCUGAACCUCUGACCACAAGGAGUAUUGUAUGGUGUAUUUUUAGUCCAGCAAAGAGGCUAAUUUGAUCCUUGAAGCUCAAAGAAAGUCACUGGUUGGCUGUGGUGGUGGUCAUAUUAUCCAAAACCAAUUUUAGACUUACAAAAAACACAUCUUCCUUUAGAGUUAGAAGUAGGUUAUUUUGGGUUGGCUGUGCUUAACUUGAAUUCAAAUUCUUGCAAAAAAAAAAAGAAGAGGAACUUUUCUCAAAUACAUAGUGCUGUCCUAAGAGAGGCUUUGUAGAAGCCCCUGCUGUCCAGCCUGCACAUACACACUCUACGUACAAGGUCUGUGUGUUGCUAAAUGCUACGUGUGUGGGGCUGUUUUUUAGGCCUGUAUAUUCUGCUGUUCUGUAUGAAAACUUUUAGUGUAGGACUGGUUCCUGGGGGUUUUUUUUGUUUGUUUUUUAAAAAAUACACAUACACACACACACAGGCACACACUGACAGUUCAACAGAGGACCUGGAACAAAGCUGCCUUGUUUUUUUUCUUUCUUUUUGUCUUUUUUUUUACAUCCCCUCCCCUGCUCGGACUCUUUCUCACAGUGUUUCCCUUUUUUCUACGAAAUCAUAGAGUCCUCCACAUUGUUUCGCGUUUGGCGGACAUUCAGUCCGCGGCGGUCACAUGUUGUGUAGAUGUGGGAACUCUGAAAAUGCCUUUUUACAUCAGUCCAGCCACCAACGAGAUGUGAAUAUGAAGGAUGGAGGCCGCUCUUUAGAAUUUGAAUGUGUCUAAAUGAAUUCGCCGCUCUCUUUUCCUCCAUUUUUCUUUUUCCUCUGCUCUCUUUCUCUCUCUCUCACACACACACACACACACACACAAAGACCACCCUUGGGGCAGAGGAACCACAUUCACAAACACAGUUGCCUCUUACACAGAUGCACACACUCACACACACACAAGUGCAGAGAGAAAAGAGGAGAUUUUCCGUUUUGCAGCUGCCAAUCAUCUCCCAGAAUAAGCCAUCUGUUUCAGAUUCUAAGCCAAUCAGAUCGAAGGCCAAAGCCCAUCGGCCAAUAGGAGGAGCAGCAACAUUUGCUGUGACCAUUUGCCGACGACACCUGCGGUGACAGCAGACCUCCGAUCUCUUCGUCUUUAUCUCGCACACACACACGCACACACACACACACACACACACACACACUGUGGCCCAUUUUCUUCUUGCUGCUCUGUCAUUUCUCCCUGGCAUCCACUCGCUCCUCCUCUAUCUUCAUCCCUCUGUUCGCCCUCCCUUUUCUAUUCUUCUUCCUUUUCUUCUUUAAGAAACAGAUGUUGCCUUAGGUAUUAUUUAUGUUACACAAACCAAAUAAACGGGAGACAUUCAUUUUUAUUAAAAAAAAAAGAAAAGAAGAAAGGUAACGCAAACUGCUAAGGCGCCGUGUUACUGAGCAGAAAUGCCAAGCGUGGAGAAUCCGAGAUCUUCUCUCGCUCCGUUUCUGUCUCCUUUUUGAAAAACAAAAUGAGAUUCUGUUUCUUUUUUUUGUUUUUGUUUUUUUAGAAGUGUGUGUUUAGUACUUAGGCCUUGAUACAGUGAUUUUUGUUUAGAUGAACCAAUGUUCUUUGCAGUUACAUUGAAUACAGGUCUCUUUUUAUUGUGAUCAUGACACUUCUUGAUGACAUGCCUUGGAUUAACAUGACGUUUAAACACAAAUCCAUUCAGAUUAACGUUGGUGUUGAUUGGUUUUGUGUUCCAAAUCGAUUCACCGUCUAAAAUCUGAAUGGAUUUUCAUUUCUAAAUCCAGGUUUGGAUUGUACCUUCUUAGACUGUUAUUGAGAAGUCUGGUUUUUUUUACUGUUGUGGAAAAUUGCAAAAAAAAAAAAAAGAUAUAUAUACUGAUAAUUAUCAUUGAGGCUAAAUACAAGAGCUAAACUGUGGGGAUUGAAGGAGUGGUGGAGUUUUCUUUUGGGUUUUUUUGGACAAUGAUUAGAUCAAACCAACAAACAAAUGUAGCAAUAUCAACAACAGGUCUUGUUUUUGCCCAAUUUUGUUACACUUUUAUGCAACUUUAAUAAAAACAUGUGAAACUGA